Molecule: messenger RNA, 1800 nt
Organism: Kogia breviceps (pygmy sperm whale)
Lineage: Eukaryota; Metazoa; Chordata; Mammalia; Artiodactyla; Physeteridae
Gene: B3GNTL1
Product: UDP-GlcNAc:betaGal beta-1,3-N-acetylglucosaminyltransferase like 1
Source: RefSeq, a predicted model, not a curated record
AGGUCGCAGUGCAGGGGCAGGAGGGGCUCUGACGGGUUGGCUGGCUGUUCGGCUGAAACACGGUCCAAGAGACGACCCCUGCUGCGAGUGAAUGGGAAAUGCCGAACCUGCCUCUGUUUCCUGCAGAGGGGAGGGGCUCAGAGGCUGAGGAGACAGAGCAUCAGGUCCCCGCUGGAUCGACGUCCCUCUGCGCCAAUCAGAGGUGCCUGGCCUCGGCCCCGCCUCCCGGCGAGACGCCCGCGCACGCGCCGUAGGCCGGAGUGGGCGGGGCGGCCGAGGAGCGCGCGCCAUGCAGGCCAGCGGGUACCCGGCUGCCGCCGCCCUCGGCCAGACCCGCACCCCUGUCCAAGUGUCUGUUAUCCUCCCGGUCCAUGACGCUGAACCAUGGCUGGACGAGUGCUUGGGGUCUGUUUUGCAGCAGGACUUCGAAGGCUCCAUGGAGCUUUCCAUUUUUAAUGAUGCCAGUAAGGACAAGUCCAUGACUAUCAUUGAAAAAUGGAAAGAGAAGCUGGAAGGUUCCGGCAUCCUCGUGGUCAUUGGAGGGCACGAUUCUCCUUCUCCCCGAGGAGUCGGAUAUUCUAAAAAUCAAGCAAUAGCACAGAGCUCAGGGUCUUACCUUUGCUUUUUGGAUUCGGACGACGUGAUGAUGCCUCAGAGGGUGAGGCUGCAACACGCAGCUGCUGUGCGACACCCAACAAGUAUUAUCGGUUGCCAAGUGAGGAGGGAGCCCCCCAACUCCACCGAGCGAUACACACGGUGGAUCAACCAGCUGGCGCCCGACCAGCUGCUCACCCAGGUGUUUACCUCCAAUGGCCCCACCGUGAUCAUGCCCACCUGGUUCUGCUCCCGAGCCUGGUUCUCCCACGUGGGCCCAUUUGACGAGGGCGGGCGGGGUGUCCCCGAGGACUUGCUGUUCUUCCACCAACACCUGAGGAAGGGCGGCGGGCUCAUCCGCGUGGACCAGAGCCUCCUCCUCUACCGCUACCACCCCGGCGCGGCCACACACUCCGUCCUCGAGACCACCAUCUGGACCCACCGCGUCCGCUUCCUGGAAGAGUGGGCCCUGCCCCACUGGGCAACCUUCACCAUCUGGAACGCGGGCCGGCAGGGCCGCCGGCUCUACCGCAGCCUGACGGCAGGGUCACGGUGCAAGGUGGUCGCCUUCUGCGACGUGGACGAGAACAAGAUCAAGAAGGGCUUCUACUGCUACGAGGACUCUCAGGAAAGGCCCAAGCCCCGGGUCCCGGUCCUGCACUUCCGAGCCGCACAGCCACCCUUUGUCAUCUGCGUGAAGCUGGACCUCACAGGGGGUGCAUUUGAAGACAAUCUGAGGUCGCUGCACCUGCAGGAGGGCCGGGAUUUCCUUCACUUCAGCUGACAGACCCAUGGCAGCUGCUCCCAGGAGGACAAUGGCUUUUCCCUAAAGGUGACGCACGGCUGCUACGCCCGGGGGCCUGUCUCCUUGAUCCAAGAACAAAUCAUCGAUGUGUUCAAUCAGUGCCAUCAGUGCUGGAGUUGAGUGAUGAUUCCCAGUGAUGGGAGCCCUGCCCUAACAGUUCACGUGAACAAGGCGGUAACUCCUGGGUCCGAGGAGGGUCGCGGGGUUGAACAAUCAGGAGCGGCCUCGUUGUGGAGUCACGUCUGAGUCAGAAUCCCCGCCUUGGUGGUUUAAAAGCAUCGGGGUCUCGGCAUGCAGAGUCUUGGAGGACCCUUCCCAGAGCACACGAGGUGUUGGUCAGAGGCCAGAGGAUCAGUGUUCUGGCAACCGGACUCCAGAACCACCUAAAAACGCAUGUUUAU